AUGGCGUCUCGAUUGGCUCUUUCUAGGCACUCUGCCGCCGCCCUGCGCUCCCUGAGCCGUCCUGCGCCCGUUUUCACCCGCAGCUAUGCCACCGCCGGUGUCGGCGCCAACUCGAACCUGUCGUCGCCGACUCAAUCCAGCAUCAACCGCGACGCAGAGCUUCCCAACCCCGAUCCCGCCGCCGACUCCCCGAGCGCCGCCCUCGUCGCCGAGCACGCGCCCUACAUGGUAGCCACGUACGCCCGGCCGCCGCCCGUCUUCGUGCAGGGCGCCGGCUCCUGGCUGUGGGACGUCGACAACCGCAAGUACCUCGACUUCACCGCCGGCAUCGCCGUCACCGCGCUCGGCCACUGCGACCCCGAGUUCACCGAGCUCCUGACGCAGCAGGCCCAGACGCUCGUCCACGCCUCCAACCUCUACUACAACCCCUGGACCGGCGCGCUGUCUAGGCUGCUCGUCGACAAGACGCGCGAGUCGGGCGCCAUGCACGACGUCGCCCGGGUGUUUGUGUGCAACUCGGGCUCCGAGGCCAACGAGGCCGCCAUCAAGUUUGCGCGCAAGGUCGGCAAGGUCCUCGACCCCAGCUGCGCCAAGACCGAGGUCGUCUCGUUCAACAAUGCCUUUCACGGACGGACCAUGGGCGCCCUGUCGGCCACGCACAACCCCAAGUACCAGCAGCCGUUUGCGCCCAUGGUGCCCGGCUUCAGGCAGGGCACCUACAACGACAUCUCCGGCAUCGACGCCCUCGUCACGGAAAAGACGUGCGGCGUCAUUGUCGAGCCCAUCCAGGGCGAGGGCGGCGUGCAGACGGCCUCGCAGGACUUUCUGGUCGCCCUCGCCAAGCGCGCCAGGGAGGUCGGCGCUGUGCUCAUCUACGACGAGAUUCAGUGCGGCCUCGGCCGGACUGGCCAGCUCUGGGCCCAUGGCCACCUACCCAAGGAGGCCCACCCGGACAUUCUCUCGACAGCAAAAGCCCUCGGCAACGGCUUCCCCGUCGGCGCCGUGCUCGUCAACGACGCCGUCGCGGAAAAGAUUGCCGUUGGCGACCACGGCACUACCUUUGGCGGCAACCCGCUCGCGUGCCGCCUCGCGCACUACAUGGUCACCAAGCUGUCCGACCCGGCCCUGCAGGCCGACGUCCGCGCCAAGUCGGAGCUCUUCCGCGGCGGCCUCGCCAAGAUCCGCGAGCGCUUCCCGGACCUCGUCAAGGAGGUGCGCGGCAAGGGCCUGAUUCUCGGCCUGCAGAUGACCGAGGACCCGACGCCCGUGAUUAAAGCCGCGCGCGAGAGGGGCCUGCUGGUCAUCACGGCGGGCACCAACACGCUGCGCUUCGUGCCGAGCCUAAAGAUCUCUGAGGAGGAGAUUGGGAUUGAUCUACCUUUCCCAUCCAACGUCACGCGGGCCGCCAACUUUCACAAGCCAGCCAGCCUCGAGGCGGCCGUGCCCCUCCACACACAAGCUUGCGGGGACCAAUACAAAGGGAGACAGACUGCAAACAGGCCAGCUUUGACCUUGUUUUCUUCUUCUCCCUCCCUCACCAAAGCGACUCCAUUGCAAAUUUCUCGCAUUGUCGUCCUGGCCCAGAAUACCGAAAUUCGUGCCGACACUCCUUAUCAAAACCGCGAGAUUAUCACCAGCAACCCUUACCCACGACGCUAUCGCAGUGGCUAA
Molecule: messenger RNA, 1671 nt
Organism: Akanthomyces muscarius
Lineage: Eukaryota; Fungi; Ascomycota; Sordariomycetes; Hypocreales; Cordycipitaceae
Exons: 4
Coding region: 1-1671 (556 amino acids)
Biological process (GO): arginine metabolic process
Cellular component (GO): mitochondrial matrix
Molecular function (GO): transaminase activity; pyridoxal phosphate binding; identical protein binding
Source: RefSeq, a predicted model, not a curated record